Archocentrus centrarchus (flier cichlid) is the source of this 1942-nucleotide messenger RNA. Its product is annotated as putative protein MSS51 homolog, mitochondrial. Lineage: Eukaryota; Metazoa; Chordata; Actinopteri; Cichliformes; Cichlidae. The record is from RefSeq and is a predicted model, not a curated record. The transcript has 7 exons. Bases 147 to 1451 code for a protein of 434 amino acids.
AACCCAGCAGACACAUCAGGAAGGCUCUAUGAACUUGUGAGGUCCAGCACAAGGAGCUGUCGGUCACUUUACUCUGAGAACCAAGAAGACUCAUCUAGAAGGGCCUCUGCUAAACUGGAAAUAAAGUGGAAAGUGUAGGCCACGAAAUGGCAUCCCAGAUCCCAGCACUCCCACAGUCCUACACUCCAGGGACUGACAGCGUCUUUUCUGACCAGUCUGGCUUUUACUCUCUGGACUCCAACGUACCUGGGCUCUCUAAGGUGAUUCUCAACAAGCUCAACUUAAAGGACUACAGAGAAUACAGGACUGCACUUGAGGGGAAGGCUAAAGGAAUCUCAUUCCGCAACUACAAAGAGAUGUUCCAGAAGAUGGAGGAAACCUUCAAGUUCUGCACCGGCUGCAACAAACUCCCCGAACACCUCGCUGAGGGACAGACCCUGAAACGCUGUGUGAAGUGUUUGAAUGUGUACUACUGCACUAAGGACUGUCAAAAAAAGGACUGGCCUCAGCAUAAAAAAGUUUGCAAGAUAUUGCGACUGGUGGCGAUUGAUAGAUUAGUGGAGUGGCUAAUGUUCACAGGAGACCUUCCCUUUCCUACCGAGAAGUGGUCCAAGUCAGCUGGUGAGGUGAAGAACUGGGAUGACUGGCUUUCCAUGCAGGGGGACCUCACACCACGCCUGGACACCAUCUUGUCUGGUGCCAACAUGGCAACCCUUUGGAAAAACGCCUGUAGUCCACGACCAGAUGAUGCUGACCUGCGACAAUCCUUAUGGCGAAUUCAGAGCGAGUUCCUCUCUCGAGUUCUCACAGUGGGUAUGGCUGUCCAAUACUUUAAGCUGGACCCUUAUGCCAGACCACUCACUAUUCACCUAGCAGGGGCAUCGCACAAUGAGACCAUGGGCGCCAGACUGACUGACUUUGAUGAGCUGAACCGCAUGUUCCCUGGUCACCAGGGCAUAGAGGUAGUGAUGGUGGGACCUGAGGUGGUAGACGGCCCCAUCAUGAGACCUCCUCUCAGGGCGUUUGGCCCCAGGCAGAGAGUCUACAUCAGUGCCUACAAGGGCCUCUACCACCAGUUCUGGGAGGAGCUGGUGGAGAAGGAGGAAGCAGCCAAGCCAGACCUGGUGGUUGUAUUUCAUCCUGGGUUCCACGCUAACCAGGGUCUGGUAGAGGGCUGGCUACCCACUCUUCUGCUGCUCAGAGACUAUAACAUCCCUUCCUUCUUCACCAUGUUCAGUGAGAUGGAGCUCAAGCACUCGCUGCAGAUUCUGCUGGAGCUGGAGAUGCACAUCAGGGACAGUGGACCCAAUCCAUUCACCUCACAGAAACCAGAGCAGGUCCAAGCCUGUCCUAACAAACCCCCAGUCUACUGCAACUCUCAUUACACCUGCUUCCAGGGACUGCUACCACAAGAAGACCUUGAGGGCCGAGGUGCCCAUGAAGGUAAAUAAAGGCUUGUUUGAGCUUUAAAGAAGAAGCUGAUUUGUGGGCUUCCUGAAGUCAUUGGGGGAUUUUCUGCAACCUGUCACUGAAUAAUAUUUUUGGCAUGAGGCGAGGAAAAAUUCAACUUCACUCCUUCCAUAGUGUGUACUAACACUAUCCUUUAGUUCUGAUAUAUUUAAUAAACAAGAUUUCAGCAUUUUUUGGGACAAUAGCACCAGGGAAUCUCAGAGGUUUCUACUCUGUUAAUUGCCCGGGGUGGCAUGACUGUUGGAUAUAAAAAGUCGCUUUUGUUCAUACAUUAUGAGACCAAAAUGUGUUCAGUCAUCACUUGUUGACUUCCUGUGAUUUGUUCUGUUGCUAGAGCAAUUCCCAAAUAUCACACUGGCUGCAGAUGCAUAUGAAUUUGCCAUACAAGCUCAACUGAAGCCUAAAUGAAUGAUAGUGUGACACAGAGGCUGAGUUUCCUUUAAGAUUCAUGAUGAUUGUUAGUUUUUCUACU